Clupea harengus (Atlantic herring) is the source of this 1196-nucleotide messenger RNA. RefSeq names its product aquaporin-10. Bases 105 to 575 code for a protein of 156 amino acids. Gene Ontology annotation, molecular function: glycerol channel activity; water channel activity; urea transmembrane transporter activity. Lineage: Eukaryota; Metazoa; Chordata; Actinopteri; Clupeiformes; Clupeidae. Gene Ontology annotation, biological process: water transport; glycerol transmembrane transport. The record is from RefSeq and is a predicted model, not a curated record. Gene Ontology annotation, cellular component: basolateral plasma membrane; plasma membrane. The transcript is spliced from 5 exons.
GAGAGCUACACAAGCAUUAUGACAUCUCAGCCUGCCAGACAGCCACAGAAACACUCCAUACGCUCGUUUGAGUUCUUGAGUCGGUUUUAUAGCUUGAUCGUAAAAUGGAAAGAGCACGAGGACUAUGCAUCAACAUGAAACCUCUAUUAAGGGAAUGCCUUGCUGAAUUUCUUGGAGUAUACAUCAUGAUUCUAAUGGGUGUGGGAUCCAUGGCUCAGAUGAUCACCAGUAAAGGCACUAAAGGGGACUACUUCUCCAGCACAAUUGCCUUUGCUCUGGCUACUACAUUUGCCAUGUACAUCUGCGGAGGGGUGUCAGGUGCUCAACUGAACCCAGCUGUGUCCUUCGGCAUGUGUGUGAUGGGAAAGCAUCAGUGGAGGAAACUGCCAUUCUACACCCUCUUCCAGAUGCUGGGCUCUUUCUGUGGAGCUGCUACUGUCUAUGCCCUGUAUUAUGAUGCCAUUAUGAACUUGACCCAGGGGAAAUUCACAGUCACUGGACCAAACGCCACCGCACACAUCUUCUCCACCUAUCCGGUUACCUCAGCAUCUGGAAUGGCUUUGUGGAUCAGGUGAUAGGUACGGCUGUGCUGAUAGUGUGCUCUCUGUCUCUCAGGUGAUAGGUACGGCUGUGCUGAUAGUGUGCUCUCUGUCUCUCAGGUGAUAGGUACGGCUGUGCUGAUAGUGUGCUCUCUGUCUCUCAGGUGAUAGGUACGGCUGUGUUGAUAGUGUGCUCUCUGUCUCUCAGGUGAUAGGUACGGCUGUGCUGAUAGUGUGCUCUCUGUCUCUCAGGUGAUAGGUACGGCUGUGCUGAUAGUGUGCUCUCUGGCUCUCAGGUGAUAGGUACGGCUGUGCUGAUAGUGUGCUCUCUGUCUCUCAGGUGAUAGGUACGGCUGUGCUGAUAGUGUGCUCUCUGUCUCUCAGGUGAUAGGUAUGGCUGUGCUGAUAGUGUGCUCUCUGUCUCUCAGGUGAUAGGUACGGCUGUGCUGAUAGUGUGCUCUCUGUCUCUCAGGUGAUAGGUACGGCUGUGCUGAUAGUGUGCUCUCUGUCUCUCAGGUGAUAGGUACGGCUGUGCUGAUAGUGUGCUCUCUGUCUCUCAGGUGAUAGGUACGGCUGUGCUGAUAGUGUGCUCUCUGUCUCUCAGGUGAUAGGUACGGCUGUGCUGAUAGUGUGCUCGCUGGCUCUUGGGGACCGGAG